UUUAUUCGAAGUAAGGGAAUAGAAACAUGGUUAUUGCUAGUGAAGGAGCGGUGGAAAACAGGAUGUAUAUUUAUCAAUAGCAAGGUAGCACCACCAUUACGUAAAAGUAGUAAAGUAUAUGAGCUAUAAAUAAAAACGUGGUGAAGAUAGUAUUCGCCUAGUCCGAAAGGCGAAGAAGGUGAUGAUGAAGAAGGAGAAGGAGAAAAGCAGGCCAAGAAGGUGGGAGCGUAAAUUACCUAAAUAACCAAAACGCGUCCAGAUGUUCUGGGCUGAGGAGACAAGAGGAAGAAAAAGUGCCAGAGAUAGAGCAAGAAGCAAACCAAAAGCAGCAGCAAGAGGUGUGGAAGUGAAGAGGAAAGCCGCCCCUGUAGAGCUAUUCCCUUCAUCGGUCUCCAUUCUGAUUGCAGAUGCCAGAAAUGGCCAAAUCACUCAUCUCGCCCAAUGACUCUCUGGAGCCCAAAGCAGCCUACGCAUGGUCCUGCAUCAAAGAGGCUGUAGCCCCAAAUAGGGCCACGUGUGAAGCCACUCUCCUUUUGAUGCUGGACGUGAAAUUAAUGCAUUGCCUGUAUUUCAAGACGCGUUCCUUGUCACUGGUCCUUGUGUGUUUAAAAAGAACGGCAACACCCUUCACCACUUCAGCUUUUGUAAAAAUAAAUGCUGCAAUUAUGAAAGCCUGGGUCUUUGAAUGACUAACGCAAGCAACCAAAGGCUACUAUAACGCAUGCUGCGUUACCAUCCAACCUUCUGGCCUGCCUGGGCUGCCCUGAACGAAGGAAGAGGAACUCUCGUGGGCCACGCACAGAAUCUGUAAUGAAGCUGAUGGCUACAGUCCACUAGGAUCAUUUUAGUUUUUAUACUUUUAAUUAAGCGUUUUUUUCAGCAACCUUGAAACCCAGCCACCAACUCCCUUAGCAAAGGGAAAGCAAGGCUGUGUAGCCUUGGCUCUUCGCAGGUCUGCGUUUAGCCCACGGAUCACAAAGCACACAACCCUCUGCCGUGACCACACUCAGCGCCAGAGCCGGCUUUGAUCCGACACGGGGAAGCCGCAGGGCUCCGCUCCCACAGGCCGCCACCGGGGCCGGCCUGCUGCCCCAACCCUGCCACGUCCAGGUAAGAGGCAGAGGCGGGAGGAGUCACACGACGGUGGCCUGGAGGCGCCAGCAGUUACAGCCCAGUGUUUCCGUACGAGGACGUGACGGGGGCAGAGCGACCGACGAGGCCAGGCAAAGCCCCUGUUGGUGGGGACGCAGCUCCGCGAGGCCCGCUCCCAAAGGGCGUCCCUGCCCAGAGCCCGCUCUGACAGGCCCCGCUGACGGCGUGUGCAACCCCUCUGUGACGCGGUCGGGGGUCAUAAUGGCACAGCCCCGCGUCACGGCGGUGACCGCCCCCUUUAAGCUCGCCGACCGCACGCGUCCUCCCCACAUCUCGCAGAGAGGCCGACGAGACUCUAGGCGCUUGCCGAGGAGCUCAUCUCGCCGCUGCUGUGCUCUGGACGAGCUGCUGUGCCGUGAGGUGGAGUAGGCAGAGAGAAGCAGAACUAGAGGCAGGUGUGAAGGGCUGAGGAGGAGGGCUGCUGUGCCGGAAGACUGACCAACUGCUGCAGCAAUUGGGGGAAGUAAGAUGGCAAACUCCCUCUUCUCGAGACCUCGCUCGCCUCCAACUACUGAGAAGCUCAGAGAGUCUGAGCUCGCCCGGAUUUGGUCCAGCGCAUCCUAUUAUCUUGGUGAACAGCUGGCUCUCUACCAGGCUGUGAGCAUUCCUGGACUGGGGACUUUCACAGUUGUCAGAGAGCUCGUAGCCAGCCAGCAGAAUAAUACGGUUGCUGUUCACAGACCCGUAUUUCUUCUGGCAAAGGCUCUUGCGCAAGACAACGACCUCCAGUACGACUUCAUCGAUGAUGCAGAACCCGACCCGUAUUAUGAGCUUCCGUAUGAUGAGAUUGCCUCAGAAAACGGCAUCUCUGAAUACGAGGCUCAGCUUUGCGUGGAAAGGACCUUGUGCCUUUUCAGCGCCUGCAUAGGGAAGAGGCAGAACGUUGCCUUCGUUUGGAGGGACGUUGGCAUGCUGCUGAUUGAAGGAAGAUGGGUCCAAAUGAAAUUCUACGAGGACUUCCUGGGGAAACUCAACGGGACUGCUGACAAUUUGCAGGCUCUUCUUGGGAUGCCAGAAAUGAGCAAAUCAGUCAUCUCGCGCAAUGCCUGUGCAGCUUCCCAGACAUCUUCCGGACGUGUUAUUGUCUUCCCAAUGUACACGCACGAGAGCAUUCUUCAAAGGACUGAAACAGCAAAGGUGGACCUGAAAUACCACCUGAAGACCAGACACGAGCAAGGCUGGUCAAGAGCUGGUGACAGAGGCAGGAAAGGGGACCUUUGCGAGACGCACCUCCUUCAUCGAGCAGCGCUUUCUCCAGAGAAACUGCCGGCAUUGACUGUAAUGCCGGGCAGAGACCGGAAAGCCAAGGAGAAAGAGCCUCGCACCGGGCAUCUACCGGCCAUCCUGACGAGAUCCUCAGAAAAAGAAGAACAAAAGAAAGUCCUUCCUCUGGUGACUCCCAGGAUGGUGGACUUUGUUGCUGUAGAGGUGAAGAAAAGAAAGGAAUCCUCUUCCCCCAAGGAAGAGCAUUUCAGCUCUCCGUCUGAGAGCGAAUCAGAGCAAUCCUGCUCCAGCUCCGGCUCCGGCUCCAGUUCCAGCUCCAGCCCCAGCCUGAUGGAGAGGAUGAUGGGGGAGCAGGAAGAGGCCGAGGAACAGCCACCCAGCAUCUUCUGGGACAGCAGUGCUAUCCCUAAAGCUAGGAGGCUUUCUCCACGGACGGAUGAGACCCUGCAGGAGGUGGUGCAGUGUAUUAUGAGGCAGGUGUCCCGUGAGCAGCAGGGACAGAGAGAUGCAGAGAGGGAUCUGCAGGACCGGCUCCAGAGCGAGCUUGCAGUUGUGCGGUGGAGUCGGCGACCGAUAAAAGAAUCCAGCAUCCUUCAUCUGGCUGGGACUGGAUUAAAACCUGCACCCCCUCCGGGGCCAAGGCCGGGCAAGUCAGUACGGGCCCGGAGAGUAGUGUCUGUGCACAACAACGAGGACCACGAGAGAUCUGCCAGUACUCUGAGACUCCCGAGUGAGACAUCCAGCCAGUGUCACCCAACAGCUCAACAAGGACCACCGUUCACUUUUGGCGACGUUAAUGGUGACACUGUUAAAAGCAAGUCGCCAUUUCCCAUACCACCCUUUCCCUAUACCCAAUAAUACCCAAUACCCAAUAAAUCCCUAUACCCAAUAAAACCCCAUAACCCAA
This is a messenger RNA of Coturnix japonica (Japanese quail), 3283 nucleotides long. Lineage: Eukaryota; Metazoa; Chordata; Aves; Galliformes; Phasianidae. The record is from RefSeq and is a predicted model, not a curated record.